GUUAAAAACGAAAAUGGAAAACAACGAGUAUUUUAAUUUGGUAAGAAAGUUUUUUAAACAUAUGUAAUGUAUUGUAUUUUUACUAAUAAAUUAUUGUGCAGGUUUCUCAGUAUUUACAAAAUGAAGAGGAGCUUAUGAUUGUGAGUGCUGGUAUACUAGCAUUUUUAGAUGAAUUGCCAUCUAACUCCAGCUCGGAAUCUUCAUCAAGCUCUGAGGAAUCGGAAAGGGAGGAAACCUCUAAAUGCCAAAACUUUUGCGAAGUCAUUGAUGGCUAUGGUGAGAAUGAAUUCAAAUCGCACAUGAGAUUGCGGCGUUCGACCGUGGAAUUUUUAAUAGAGAAAUAUACAAAUAACAUUGAGCCCAAAACAAAUACUGGUGGAAGAGAAAUUGUACCACCUAGAAAAAAAUGUAUAUUUAUAUUUGGUACAUCAGUAACACCGUCACUUUUCGGCAGCUUGCUAAUUUGUUUGGAGUGUCUUCUUCAACUGCUUGGACUAUAGUAUCGGGUGUGACUAGUUGGGUUAUAUCGAUUUCUCACGAAUACGUUCGGUGCCCAAACAGUACUUUCGCAGUUGAAACAAAAAGAAAGUUUGAGUCAAGAUGUGGUUUACCAAAUGUUAUCGGUUGUAUAGACUGCACUCAUAUCCGUAUAAUAGCUCCUAGAGAAAAUAAAGAAAAUUAUUUCGAUAGAAAGCAUACAUAUAGUAUAGUGCUUCAAGCAGUUGUGGAUGCUGAUAAAAGAUUCGUAGAUGUAACUUGUGGUGAACCUGGUUCUCUUCAUGACAGCAGAGUUCUUCGUAGAUCACAUCUUUUUGCACUAGCGCAGACAGAUUCAGAGAGACUAUUUCCA
Messenger RNA from Zeugodacus cucurbitae (melon fly), 850 nucleotides. RefSeq lists its product as uncharacterized. The transcript has 2 exons. The record is from RefSeq and is a predicted model, not a curated record. Bases 135 to 500 code for a protein of 121 amino acids. NCBI's taxonomy places the organism in Eukaryota, Metazoa, Arthropoda, Insecta, Diptera, Tephritidae.